GGCUGCUUAUCUACACAGAGAUAUUUCAAAGUGGUGAUUGAAGAGAGCCUUGGUAAUGAACGCUGAUCCCUUUGGUGGCCUCUAUCAGGGAUCAGAUGCAGCUUUUCUGGAGCUGAUUUUUAUAGGGAGAUUUUUCCAGUUCAUCAAGUGGAAAUUGCUUCAGACCAAGGAUGACCUGGUUCUCAAGAAUCUAAUCUGAGCGGCAAGUCCAGCAGAAUCAAUGCAAGCAAAGCAGAAUGCCUUUUCUCUUCGAAAAACGAUGUGUUAUUUCAUUCUUGUAAAGGGAGGCACUAGGGCCCAGCGUGGAAUAAUUCUUUAAUUUCCCCACAGUGGGUGCUACACACAUACUUAUUUCCUUUAGGUCUUGUGAUGAAUUCAGCUUCACCUGGUUUUACAGAAUGGAUCAAAGAGAAAUUAUCACGCAAAAUCUGGAAACAGCCCAAAGCAGAAAGCUCAACAAAGAGGAGUUCACUAAAGAAUUUUUGAAACUGAAAAGGCAAUCGGCAACCUACAGAGCUGACAAAAUCUACCCAACGGCUACAUCUGAGCAGCCGGAAAAUAUCAGCAAGAACCGGUAUAAGGACAUCUUGCCAUAUGACCACAGCAGAGUGAAGCUCUCCCUUAUCACGUCUGACAAAGAUUCUCAUUACAUCAAUGCCAAUUUUAUCAAGGGUGUGUAUGAGCCAAAGACUUACAUAGCUACUCAGGGCCCCCUUCCCACAACUGUUGUUGACUUCUGGAGGAUGAUUUGGGAAUAUAAAGUCCUGGUUGUGGUCAUGGCUUGCAUGGAAUUUGAAAUGGGGAAGAAGAAAUGUGAGCGAUAUUGGGUUGAUGCGGAUGAGUCUCCACUCAAUAUGGGCCCUUUCUGCAUAUCCUGUGAGGCCGAAGAAAGGAGAAAUGAGUAUGUGAUUCACACUCUGAAAGUGAAGCUGAAUGACAGUGAAAGCCGAACUGUGUACCACUUCCAUUAUAAAAACUGGCCAGACCAUGAUGUACCAUCCUCAAUCGACCCUAUUCUUCAACUCAUAGAGGAGAUGCGCUGCUAUCAAGCACACAGUGAUGUACCUAUCUGUGUACACUGCAGUGCGGGCUGUGGAAGAACAGGAGUCAUCUGUGCCAUUGACUAUACGUGGACUUUGCUAAAAGACGGGAUUCUGCCAAUGAACUUCAGCCUUUUUAAUACGAUUCAGGAAAUGCGAACACAGAGGCCUUUAUUAGUGCAAACACUGGAGCAGUAUAAGUUGGUCUAUGAUGCUGUGAUUGAGCUCUUUAAAAGGCAAAUUGAGGCACUCGCUCAUCAUUCCGAUAACUUUGCUAUGGAGGCUGAAACAAGCCAUCCAAUAGCCGCAGCACUCCAGGCUCCACAUAUGGAAACUUCUUCUUUGAUACAAUUGAACAGUUCAGUGCAAGAGGAACAGGAGAAAUCUCGGAGCCUGGGCACUCGUGACAGAUAUAGAGAUGGUGCAAUUUCAAUUGGAUCCUUGAGCUUCAGCGCCGGCAGAAACAUGGAUGCCGCAGCAGGCUUGAACUCUUGGUUGCCAAGACAGCCGCUCCAUAAGCAUCACAGUUUGGACUUCAACCAUCUCUUUUGGGCAGAGCUACCUGUCACUUUAAAAUCAGGAAGUGAGGCUGGGAUCAGCUUAGAUUCAAAGGUACCUCUAACACGGACCAAAUCGACCCCUUUUGAGUUAGCCUCACAGAGAGCGUCCCAAACGUUGUCAAGAAAGGACCCUGGUUCUUGUGAGGGCCUCCAGUCUGGAGGAUUUACAGCUGACUCUAGCCUUUCAAAUAAACUAUCAAGCAACACCAAGCGUUGUCUAUUUGCGAAGUUACGCCAUCAGUCUUGUACUUGGUCAUCAGAAGAUCCUUACUUUUCUUCCCUGUCAUCGGACGAACCAUGCUCCCCAGCGCUUCCUGACCCUGCUGCGAAUCCAUCUGAAACAAUUCCCCUGCUUGCUUCUGCUGCAGAUGCCACAGCUCAGCCCUUGGAAAGUCCAGCAAGGCCCAGCUACCCACCAUGCAGCUCUGUGGCUCAGAAUAUCCCACCAGUGGGUCCAGUGGAAUCUGCCUGCCAGAGUUCUUCCCAGGUGGAUGAAGACAUUCCGCCCCCAUUGCCUAAAAGAACCCCUGAGUCCUUUAUUGUACCUGGAGAAGAUGAUGACUCUGUGUUGCCAGAUUCAAACCACCAAUCACUGUCCAAAAAUGAGAAAAUUGGAAUCUCUAAGGAAUGGAGUGGCAUGUCUCAGCUGAAAUUUUCUGAUGACUCUGUGAGACUGAGGCCAAGUAAGAAUGCAAAGCUGCAGAGACCCAGAUCAGAGAUUCCCCGGGAUCGGUCUCCUUCCCCUCCCCCACUUCCUGAAAGAACUCCUGAGUCCUUUAUUCUUGCAGAUGAGGAAUCUCAACCAUCUGUUACGAACAAUGCUGUGAGUUUCAGAGAGUCUGUGAUUAGAUCAACAGACAAGUCAUCAAAGGAAGCAAAAUGCUUCAGGAGGAGUAAGAGCUUGAAAAUUUUACGAAAUGUGAAGAACAGUAUUUGUGGUUCACCUUCAGUUUUAAAAGUUCCAGAGGCUGAACAAUCAAAUCACUCCAGCUCUGUUUUGAGGUUUGGCUUUGCAAACCGGUUUUCAAAACCCAAGGGACCAAGAGAUCCACCACCAAGUUGGAACAUUUAGUAGAACUUUGCUGAUGCCCUUUGUCUCUGCAGGAGCCUUGCCUUUCUGUCAUCAGUUCAGCAAUUGGAGUCUACGGCAAGACCAACAUUUGGAACAAAAUGGCUUUUGUUGUGGUGCUACUAGAAAGAUAGCAUAUGUGACCACUAUAGACAAAAUAUAAUACUGAACUGUGAAAGUCCCUGGUUUCUGUUCACGUUUCCAAUGAAGGACUAUUUGUCAAAACAAUACAUUGCCGAACAAAGAGAAGUGUUGGGGCUCACACCUUUCCCGAAGCAACAGCAUCUUUCCUGGGGGUGUGUACUCCAUUCCAGGAGGCAUUAGCGAAGAAGUGGCUCACCAGGGGGAAAUGCUGAAGAUGAGAGGCACUGUUAUUUAUUAGUAAUUAUUGUGUUCCAAGAAUUGAGUGAUAUUCAGUUGUGGAUUUUUCAAGCUCAGACCUUUCUUUUGAAAUAUAUCAGAAACUGUUAGGGAAUUCCUCUGCUGUAUUCUCACGCAGAGGACAUUUAUUUGCAUGAAUGUAAUGGACACCAGGUAAUCGUUGGUGGACACAGAAGCAAUAGUUGUAUCCUGUGAUUUCCAGUACUGUAUGUAACUGAAGUAGGAGGUCAGCCAUCCACAGGUGCCCUGUCUCUAAAAAAUCAACAAGUAAGCAAGCAGUUUUGGCUGCCUACAUUUAAAAUAAAACCAAUCAUCCUUCAAGCAGCCAUUGGGGUGUUUCCAAACCAACUGCUUGGUUUUGAUCCUGAGUCUUGUUGAAAUUUUAAGGAAUAAUUCCUGACCAUUUUAAUACUCUGGCAUGUGGUGCCUCAACACCUGUGACAAGAUUUUCUCCAGCUGGGAUCUGUUUCCCCCAAACGUUCAAAAUUAGGAGUUUUUUAUUUGCCCUUUCACUCCUAUCUUUUGCAACCAGAACUUGAAAUUCUCUCUCACAAGUUUGUGGGCUAGAAUUUUGGGAUUGCAAAGGUUUUAUACUUUGCACUGAAGCAGUAUUCUCCAAGCUCAAAUGUUCAAAGUACCGGUGUAUAAACACAUAAGGUGCAUUAUGCAAGGGGCACCUACAGGAUAAGGUAUUUGCAUUGUGGAAACACUCCCAGAUGGCUGGAGCAAGUGAGAUGGAGAACAGAACAAAGAAGGGGGGUGGGGGAUCAGGCACAACUGACAGACUUUAUUUCUGUAAAAAAAAAAAAGACUUGAAAAACCAAACUUAAAGAAACCCUAAAGCAUUUAAUGGAAUGUUUAUAUGGGAGUUGCAAUAUAAUAAAAUAAAAUGUUUUAUUUAUUUA
Messenger RNA from Podarcis muralis (Common wall lizard), 3955 nucleotides. NCBI's taxonomy places the organism in Eukaryota, Metazoa, Chordata, Lepidosauria, Squamata, Lacertidae. The record is from RefSeq and is a predicted model, not a curated record.